Messenger RNA from Ceutorhynchus assimilis (cabbage seed weevil), 1463 nucleotides. The record is from the annotation of a GenBank genome assembly. NCBI's taxonomy places the organism in Eukaryota, Metazoa, Arthropoda, Insecta, Coleoptera, Curculionidae.
GGGAAAUCGUACUCGCGUGACCCUCUUUUGCCGGUCUGUGUAAUCGCGUCGUUUACUUUUACGUGCCGACUUUAAUUAUCGGUCAAUAGGUUAUUUCGGAUGGGUUGUUUAUUGGGUUAUUGUUACGCCCCACCGACGACUACUUUGGAUUUUUUGGUUUAAUUUUUUUAAGGAUUUUUUUUGGUUCAUAAUUGGAUUUUCUUCAGAGACUCGCCUUGGCAAAACGACUUUGAGCCAAAAACUGAACCGAUGCCCGCAACGAGAUGCACAUGGGUGGCGUCCUGGCAACAAGUUGCUGGUUUUUACUGAUUAGCGUCGCGACGCCCACGACGCUGCUCCCUACUUGUCCACUCGAGUGUCUUUGUCUCUCUCAAACCCAGGUUCUGUGUAAUUCUGGUGGUUUAACCGAGGUGCCAUUGAAACUGCUACCGCCGACGGUCGAACAUUUGUCUUUAACCAGAAACAAUUUUCCGACCAUCAAAAGCGACUCUUUUGCAGGACUGCGCCAUUUGAAGAAACUCUCGUUGGACGGCAACAAUAUUUCGCUGAUUAAGCCGUUUGCAUUCCGAGGUCUCCCAAAGCUUCGAGACCUCUCAAUCCAGCACACCCCCCUAGAAACAGUCUCCCCCUUCGCAUUCGCCGGCCUCCAAAACAUCUCCACCAUCUACCUGAGCUACAACAAAAUCAAAAAAGUCGAAAGCUACGCUUUCGCCGGUACAGUAAGUCUAAAACAACUAGUACUCGCCCACAAUCCCAUUUCCAAGCUGGAAACGAACGCCUUCACUGGAAUGACUGAAAUCGACAAAAUAGUACUGCCUUCAGGAAUAAGGACAAUUGAGCCGGAUUGUUUCAACGGGCUAGACUAUUUAGGCCAUCUACAAUUAGCUUUUAUGGAUCUUAGAGGCUUGAAACGAGGCAUUUUCAGAGGCCUGACAAAUGUCAAUUAUUUAUCAAUUCAGGAAAGUGACUUAGGCAAUAUUGAAGGCGAUGCCUUUGAUGAAAUGGCCUUUGUUAAAAGCCUCAAUAUCUUAAACAACAAAAUCGACUCAAUUCAGUGGCUGAAUUUCACCUGGGAACAACACGUGGUUCAUUUGAGGUUCCAAGGCAAUCACAUUUUGGAAAUCCCACGCAGUGAAACUUUGUUAAUCGAAGUUGAAAAGCUGACUGUGAUACAAAACCAUUUUCCAUGUGAUUGUCACAUUCAUUCGCUUUUAGAUGGGCCCUUGGCCAACGGUAGCAUGAUUAAUUUCAUAUCGAAAAACUAUUGUAUUUCGCCUUUGGAGGUCAACGGAAUGCCAAUGAACAAUAUCGAUAUAGAUUCAAUAGGCAGAUGUCAAGAGGAGGUUACUAGAGGGAAUUUGGAAGCUUCAAAAGACACUAAUAACAGCGCUGAAAGACUUACGAGUUUUUGUAGUUAUUUAAAUUUGAUGUUGUACUUUUUAAAGUUGCUGCGGAUUACUUAG